Molecule: messenger RNA, 2733 nt
Organism: Trypanosoma cruzi
Lineage: Eukaryota; Euglenozoa; Kinetoplastea; Trypanosomatida; Trypanosomatidae
Exons: 1
Coding region: 1-2733 (910 amino acids)
Biological process (GO): ubiquitin-dependent protein catabolic process; protein ubiquitination
Cellular component (GO): cullin-RING ubiquitin ligase complex
Molecular function (GO): ubiquitin protein ligase binding
Source: RefSeq, a predicted model, not a curated record
AUGGCGUCCCGCACGCUGUACGAUCCACCACCAACGGCUCUUCAGUGGGACGUGGGGCCUUCACAAGAGAAGCCAUGUAUAACAGUGAAGUUGCUCACGCAUGACGCUGAGAUGCAUCGGCUAGCGUGCGAGAAGGAAAAGGAAAAGGCAUGGACGGUGGCUGAAGGGAUGCUUGACGCCCUGCUUGUGCGUUUGGCCGCCCAAUCGGAGAAUGUCAUCUCCUCCACGCCACCCUUUGAGCAUUCCACUUCACUCCUAUCAUUUUUAAUAUCAUCCUCGCCGUCAGCGUCGUCGAUGUCGUCGAUUAGCGUGCGCAUUCCCCCAGUGAAUGUUUCUAAUCGUGGGUAUGCGGCGGAUGCCGCCUGCCGAAGCGUGCGGACCCUCGUUGAGUUGGAUGCUGCCUCUGCCGUCUAUGAAAAGCUGAAGCAAUCUCUUGAGGCCUACGUCAUGCACAUUUUGCAAUUUCUCACCACGGCCUGUGAGCCCGAUGGAGAGGGGUGUUUGACAUUUAUGCGUCUUGUGCAUGUUUGGGGCCAUUAUCGGCUUGCCGUUGCAGAAUUGCAGGAGGUGUGGGUGUAUCUGGAUCGCUGGUAUAUCUCAAGAAUGCAUGCGGUGCGGUCAAUCGAUGGGCUUGCCGUUGCGAUCAUGAAGGAAGCAUUGCUGCAGCACCCGUGGCUCCUGUCGCGGGCGCAGUUGGGAUUUCUUACAUUUUUGCGUCAAGAUUUUGAAAACGAAAGCAACGUUCGACGGGAGAUACUCCUCUUUACAAAUCUUUGCUCCUCUAUUGAGGUGUAUUUUUUGCGCGUGGAACCAGAUGUACUUGCAGUCGCCAAGGAAUUCUACACGGAGGUGGCGGACCGCAUGUGGCAUGACGGCGAAAGCGCGGAGGUAUUUUUUCAACAGGUCGGUUGUUUCCUCCAGGAGGGACGACGGCGCGUGCAGGCCUGCCUGGAAGCCAACACCAUGUCGAAGUUGGAGGAGAUUGCCCAGACGUCGCUGCUGGCUGCACAUGGCACGGAUGUUCUCGCACGUGACUUUGAGCGACUCGUGAAAGACGAGAAGUACGACUGCAUUCGUCUCGCUUGGCAGUUUCUUGCUUUGGGGAAAUACGUGCAACUUGGAAAGGAGUGUGGCGCGGUGUUCCGUGAGUACAUUUUGCAUGAGGGCGUAACGAUCAUUCGGCAGCUUACCUCAAGACCGGCGGAUAGGGAGGGAUUUGUUGCCGUCAAGGCGAUGAUUGCGCUCAUCCGUCGCGGGGAGAGUGUGAUAGACGAGUGUUUUGCGGAAAACUCCAUGGUUUUUACGGUGCAGCUGAACGAUGCCCUUGUGGAGGUGUUGCAGGAGAACCAGACGGAAUUUGCAAGGCAGAUUGCACGGUACAUUGACUUUCUGAUGCGUGAGGAGGAGAACGACACGCUGAUGUCCGCCCCCGCUAACACCAAAGGCGAUGACGGUAGCGGUGAUAAUUGCCUUUACGCGGAUGCGACUGCGACGGCCAAUGAUGGUGGUAGUGACGAAGUUGCUGCUGCUGCUACUGCUACUGCGACCGCUGUGUCACCUUGUGGGGGUUUGCUAAAUUACAUUGGGCGCAUUUACGCCCUACUUCCCUCGCGGGGCAUUUUUGAGACAUUUUAUUGGCAUGAUCUUGCGCGCCGUCUGCUGCAAUACCAGCGUCCACGGCGUCUGGAUGCUGAGAGGAGUUUUAUUCAGGAGCUCAAGAAGGCAUGUGGGGUGGAGACGUCCAAGUUUGAGGGAAUGUUCAACGACCUCAAGGUGUCGCAGGAAUUGAAUGAACGAUACCAGGCAUGGGUGACGGGCGAACGUGAUGACGCCUCUGCGCAGUGGCCACCGGUGAUGCGGGUCGACAACGAAGAGGAGGAGGAGGGGGAGGCAAUGUCGCUCAUUGCCGAAUUGCCCUGGAACACGGAGGUGAAGUUGCACAUUUUGACGUCUGGCUUCUGGCCAACGCAGUCCACGUUGGCGGUUCGUCUGCCGUCCCCGAUGCGCCUUCUUGCCAAGUCCGUGCAGGACUUCUACCGUCAAUGUUUCACUGACCGCCAGCUUUUGUGGCAGCAUCAAUUGUCCUCGGCGGUUGUGAGGUGCUCCAUAGGGACCGUCCGACGAAACCUCACGGGAACACUUUUGCAGGCUGCCAUCCUGCUUACCUUGCAGGAGAUGAUGGAUACAACGCCAUCGUCAUCAUCGUCGCAAAGGGUGGAGGCGGUGACAGUGGGGGCAUUGUGUGAUCGGCUUGCCGUUGAUAUUUUGGUUCCAGCUGUGACGGGGUCCAUUUACGGCCUGUGCCACCCGAAGUUUUCCCUCCUGCUGCGUGAACCGGCCAUGGGGGGUUCUUCUGCCGCGGCGUUUCCCAUGCUGGCUGGUACCGACCGACUGCGAUUCAAUACGCACUUUGCUGUCAGCAGCAUGCGUUGCCGCAUCCCAUUCUACAACACUCCAAACAGCGGCGAGGAUGUUUCUACCGGCAGGAAUGACGCGGACAGCAUGCUGGCCGUGGACGAUGUGCUGAAGGAACACAAGCACGUGAUUGAGGCUGCCGUGGUGCGCUUCAUGAAGGAGAAACGUUGUGCGACUCACGAGGAUCUUGUCACGGCGGUCUCAACACUUGUGCAAUUUCCCGUCACAAUGGCCACGCUUAAAUGUGUCAUUGAGCGACUCAUCGACCGCGGGUUUUUGGAACGCAAUGGGGCCACGGCGUACACGUACACAUUGUGA